AUGACUGUCUGGAGGAGCAGCUCUGUCACUUUGGCUUGUCUUGGUGUGUUUUUAUUCCUUGUCUCUUCGUGCCAAUCAACGUGUCAGGAAGCAGGGCUUUGCUGCAUCGGCCGGAACCCAUCAUGCAUCAGUAAAGGAUGGAGAUAUGACCGAUCAUACGGCACCUGCUACUGUGACCAAGCCUGUGUGUCCACCCUGGACUGCUGCCAUGACUAUGAGGCAGCCUGCCCAGCUGUGUCCUGUGUGGUGAGUGAGUGGACACAGUGGUCGGGCUGUGCUGAGCCCUGCAGGGCCACAGUCCGCAGGAGGAGCAGGACUGUCCUGCAGGAGCCACUCAAUGCAGGCACACCCUGUCCACAUCUGGAGGAGCACGCCGGCUGUGCAGAGUACUGGUCUCAGCAUGGACACUGUCACAACUCACUUGUCCCAGCACUCAUUACCACUGGUGGCUAUGGCAACGCCAGGAAGAAACGAGACAUUCCUGACAGCAGCGACAUUAUAGGGUAUUGUGUCCAGUUUCAGUUGACCUCUAUGACAAAAGGAUGCCAGCAGAGUGCAGGCCUACACACUCGAUGGAUGCAGUACCUGAUGGAGGGUCACCAUGUGUGUGUCGAGUGCCAGCCGCCUGCUCUCGCUGCCGGACAGAAACACUGUGCCGGAGACGGAGAGGAAAACAGUGAGGAGGGCAGAAAACAGUCUCUCCAGUGGCAGGCAGUGGGAAACCCUCAAUGCAGGGGUGUGUGGAGACGUGUGGGUAGGUUGGAGGCAUGCUCCUGCCCAACAGUCCACAGCUUCCUCUUUAUCUGA
Molecule: messenger RNA, 807 nt
Organism: Scomber scombrus (Atlantic mackerel)
Lineage: Eukaryota; Metazoa; Chordata; Actinopteri; Scombriformes; Scombridae
Product: somatomedin-B and thrombospondin type-1 domain-containing protein
Exons: 5
Coding region: 1-807 (268 amino acids)
Source: RefSeq, a predicted model, not a curated record